Molecule: messenger RNA, 1677 nt
Organism: Cryptomeria japonica (Japanese cedar)
Lineage: Eukaryota; Viridiplantae; Streptophyta; Pinopsida; Cupressales; Cupressaceae
Product: putative UPF0481 protein At3g02645
Exons: 1
Coding region: 1-1677 (558 amino acids)
Source: RefSeq, a predicted model, not a curated record
AUGGAAUUAGUGAAAGCAGAUGAAGCAAAGCUGGAUCUCUGGCUUAUUCAAAUCAAGGAAGGUCUGCAAUUUCAGGACGAACAAGAAGAAGAAAAGGACAUAUGUGUAUCCGUUUUUGGUGUACCCAAGGAGCUGUUGACAGUGAAGCCAGAAGCAUAUAUUCCGCAGUGUGUUUCCAUUGGACCAUAUCACCAUUGGAAAUCCCAACUGUUCGAAACGGAGAGAUACAAAGUAGCUGCUGCACAAAGAUUUGCGAAGACCAUAACCGGUAAGUUCGAAGCUGUAGUGGAAGAGGUGAAGAAGUACGACUGGCAAAUCAGGAACUGCUACCAGAAAUUUCUUGAGUUUAAGGAGGAACCCCUUGCAUGGCUCAUGGCUCUGGACGCGUCGUUCGUGCUCGAGUGCUUGCAGUUCUACGUCAAACGAGCGGAUCGCACUUCUUCGCAAGUGUCAUCCCAGGUGAUGCGAUUGGGCAGAGUUUUAGAUACAACUCGCAGAAGUGCAACCCACAAUGCAAUUAUGAGAGAUCUGAUGAUGCUCGAGAAUCAGUUCCCUUUGUUCCUCUUGCAGAAGCUGCUGGAAAUGCAGUUGGGUUCUCAAGAUAAGGCGGAAGAAAGUCUCUGCAAUCUGGUGACUGUCGCCUGUGAAGAAUGGUCGCCAUUUAUGUUGAAGAUGCGGGAUAGUUCAAGGCUGCAUAUAAAGGAGAGUGGUCACAUAUUGGAGGUGCUAUACCACUCUAUUGUCCCUUCGGUAGCCAUCGAUGAUACCAUUUUUAAGAAGAACAAAGAGGGGAAUGUACCCUUGCCUGAUUCAACCUACUUAACGUGUGCUCUGAAAGCUUUAUGGAAGGCUCUCUCCUCCUUAAGAAUCAGUGUUGUUCAACUUGUCUCGGCACUCUCUGAGCGUGUCCUAAAAGGAAAGCCUGUCCAGUUGGUGACACAGUUGUCUACAAAUCUUGUUUCCGCUUUUGAAACUCUUUCAAUUAAGCGUAAAGAUGAAAAGGAAGAGGAAGAGGAUGAGGAGAGUGGAUAUUCCUCAGUGGAAACUCCUCCAACUCGCGACGAACUAGAGAUUCCUUCCGCCUCUGAUUUAUAUUCAGCAGGAGUAAGAUUCCUUCCGACCGAGGGCGGCCUUACCACAAUUCGCUUCGACCAGACCAGUGCAAUUCUUUAUCUUCCCAAAUUGAGGCUGGAUUGCAACACAGAAGUAAUUCUCAGAAAUCUGGUGGCGUUCGAAGCUUCGGCCCCUCCUCGUGCUUUGAUUUUCACUCGCUACACUGAUUUCAUGAACGGCAUCAUCGACACAGUCGAAGAUGUUCGGCUGCUGAGGAAGAGCAAAAUUAUCUACGAUCACCUGGAAGACGACGGGAAAGUGGCAAGCCUGUGGAACGGCUUGGGUAAAUAUGUCAAAUUGACAAAAGUUAAAUAUUUGGACCAAGUUAUAGCAGAUGUGAACAAGCAUUAUAACAGCAGAUGGAGCGUUGCUGCGAAGAAGUACGUAAACAAAUACAUAUUUGGUUCGUGGCAGCUCCUGACUGUUGUGGCCACGGGGAUACUUCUGCUUCUGACUUGCUUCCAGGCUUUUUGUUCUGUGUACGACUGUAAGCGCGGAGCGAAAGUAAUCUUUUGCAGGACUGAGCCAAUCAGAAGAGUUCUAUCUUCUAAUUACCGCUGCUGA